CCGUCACUCAGCCAGUACUCCUCCCGUCGGCCGCCAGCGCGCACGCACGCACUCGCCCCGCGACCAGAAUCCCUGACUGAGUGGCCACCAUGCACCUCGAGUCCACCCUCUCGCUCAAGGAGCGCCGCGCCGACGCCGCGCCACCCGCCCCCGCCGCGGGCCCGCGCCUGUCCCUCAAGGGCUCCAAGGGCGCCAAGCAGGGAGCCAGGGCCAAGGGCCGCGCCCCGCUCCUGGGGGAGGUCGGCAAGCGCCAGACCCUCAACGUGUUCGCCGCCGACGGCCGGGACGUGUCCGCCGAGGUCGGCUCCGAGGAGGCCGUCGUGGACGAGACGGCCUUUGUCAAACAGCCGUCCGUCAUCUUCACGCGCGGCAAGAAGGGACUGGAGUUCGCGUCCGGAGACCUGGGCGAUGGCAUAGUUCUUGCUGACUUCGAGCCGCCGCGCGUGCCGCAGGCGCACCAGCCCCGCCUGUACGUGCUGAUGGUGUUCGAGCAGCGGCCCGCCACGCCGCCCAACACGCCCACCGACGUGCUGCUGCAGCCCGGCCUGCAGGGCGGCCUGCAGGGCCACCAGGGCCCGCUCGGCCGCCACCCGGACCUGCAGCAGUUCCUAGGGGACCGCUCCAGCUUCCCGCUCACCUCCUGGCUCCGGAGCAACAGCCCGAAGAUGGCGCGCAUCGCCGCCUGCCAGCAGUUCAGGGCGCACCUCUCCGACACGGACCUCUCCGGGCUCAGCAUCGCCGGCCUACCGGACCAGCAGCGAGACGAUCAGGGAGUCCUCGGCGACGUGGAGGACUCCGAGCACUCGUCCGACGAGCGGCCGCCCCAGCAGCACCAGGAUCACGACAAGGAGAACCAGGCGGCCGACCCGUCCAGGAAAAGCAAGAGGAGUAAGCUCAGCCGACUGCGCCGGCUGCUCAGGAGGAAGCAGCACUGCCCGGUCUGAAGAGCGGCAGCACCGCUUGAGCUUAAUCUUCAAGAGCGGGGUUGGUCGUGGUGAACAUGGUUCACCCGCGGCUCGGCCGCCUGAGUGGCAGCAAAACGUAUAGCGUGGCUCCGCAGCCGACGAGUCCCCUAAGGGCAACUCCCUAAAACAGUGCCAGCCAAUGGGGGACCGCGAUUGGAACGAAACAAUGGCGGGGAGAGUUGUUUCUGAUACAAAUAUUGGCCUACAAUUCAGUACUGAGCUAAACAAGUAUUAUGUGUACCUUAAAAAUCACCUAUUAGUGUAUAUAUUGUUAUUACGACUAUUUAUUCGACGAGAAUGUUGCACUAUUGUAGUAUCAGUGUACCUGAAACCCGGUCCUACAAGCAAUUUUAAAAAGCUUUUAAGAAGCUGAUGUAGUUAGUCUAAUUUCAUGUAAACUAAAGAAAUUUAAUUGUACCUAUAUUUUAGUCGUCUAUGAUGAUGGAAAUUGUAACCUAUGAAUAUUAUGAGUGCCUAGACUCCAACUAACCUUGGUCGUAGAAGAGCCUAUCUUAGUCGGCAAAUCAUGAUCAAAUAGAUUUAGAAAAGUUCUUGUGAUCCGGUGUACAAAAAAGAAUAUAACAUUCUUAGGCAGCUCGUAUCAUAGUGAGACAGGCAGUAAAGGUGUUUUUAGUGGUUUGUAUGAAUAUACACGUGUGCCAUUAGCAAUUUUGCUAAAUAAGCCAUAAUACUUUUUUCGCAUAAGAUUGUUUGCACUAUUUGGAAUAUUUAUUGCGUGUAAUCCUCGAGACGUACAAAAGUCAUCUCGUUUGAAAGGCUUGUGUAUUGUAUAUGCGUGAACUGUGAGUAGAUUUAAAGAUGUGACAAGGUUUUAAAAUACUCUGUGAACAGGGUAGUGAUAUGAUGGAGAAUACAAAGAGCAGCGCUGAGCUCUUCUAAGGUCCCAAUUGUGAUGCUGCUGUGAUUUAUUGUAAAUAGCGGAAUAACUAUGUAAUAAAUACAUGAUCAUUUCAAAAAAUA
Messenger RNA from Frankliniella occidentalis (western flower thrips), 1946 nucleotides. RefSeq lists its product as uncharacterized. Lineage: Eukaryota; Metazoa; Arthropoda; Insecta; Thysanoptera; Thripidae. The record is from RefSeq and is a predicted model, not a curated record.